AAUUUGAGGUGCUAUAAACAGAAAGUAAGAAGAGAAGAAAAACGUUAUCUGAUCCUAUCACAUAAACUGCAUGAGCUUAAGGAAGUGCAAAUUCUCAUAUUAUUAUGAAGACUACAUUAUCUCUCCCUUAUUCUUCUUCUUCAUCAGUUGUUCUGUUGUGUUGCGUGCUUAUAGCUGGGGAAUUAGUGUCGGCAGCGGCAGUUCAGUUGCCGCAAAACAUAACGUUUCCGGCGGUGUUGGUGUUCGGAGAUUCGAUCGUGGACAAUGGCAACAACAACGCACUUGUGACGCAAGCCAAGUGCAAUUAUCCACCUUACGGAAUUGAUUUUAUCGGCAGAAUUCCUACCGGAAGGUUUUCCAAUGGAAAGACUCCGCCGGAUAUUAUAGCGGAAGAAUUGGGAAUAAAAGAUACGGUGCCAGCGUAUCUGGAUCCAUAUCUACAGCCGAUAGACCUCCUAACCGGAGUAACAUUUGCUUCCGGGGCUACCGGUUGGGAUCCUCAAACACCCCUCUUUGCUUUAGUUUACACAAUGGAGGAUCAAAUAGAUUGGUUCAAAAAAUACAUAGGAAAGCUGAAAGAUUUGGUCGGAGAAGAAAAGACAAACUUCAUCUUAGCCAACAGCUUAUUCGCAAUAAUCACUGGCAGCAACGAUAUAACCAACACUUAUUUCACUGUUGGUCUAAGGCGAGCCCAAUAUGACAUCACUUCUUAUUCUCAGUUUCUAACCAAAAUUGCAUCCAACUUUGUACAGGAAUUAUACAAUCUUGGUGCACGAAGAAUCGGAGUUUUUGGUGUCCCCCCGCUAGGGUGUUUGCCAUCACAAAGAACAGUUGCGGGAGGAUUGUUAAGAGGGUGCGUAGAGGAAUACAAUUUGGCUGCUCAAAUCUAUGGAAAUACACUUUCAACUGCACUGGCUUCUCUCAGCCGCACCCUUGACUCGAAAGCUAGGGUUGUUUAUAUCGACAUAUACAAUCCCUUGCUUGAAAUCAUCAAGAAUCCUAGUGAAAAUGGGUUUGAUGUGGUUGAUAGAGGUUGUUGUGGGACUGGUUUAAUUGAAGUGACUUUCACGUGUAAUCCCAUUACAAAGACAUGUCCAGAUAACACAAAGUUUCUAUUUUGGGAUGCUUAUCAUCCGACUGAAACAGGAUACAGAAUCUUGGUCAAGCGAGUACUCCAAACUUAUAUUUCUAAGUUUUAUUGAUAUAUUGUUCUAAAGCUUAAUUAAUAUAUAUGUUGUCUAUGUAAUCCAUUCUUAAUUUGUGUAACUAUUAAUUAUUGAAAGAGUAUGUUCAUCAUGUUGUAAUAUUAUAAUUUUUUGUGAAGUUUAAAUGUGAUUUGUGUACCAGAAAUAUA
Impatiens glandulifera is the source of this 1354-nucleotide messenger RNA. RefSeq names its product GDSL esterase/lipase EXL1-like. Gene Ontology annotation, cellular component: extracellular region. Bases 105 to 1202 code for a protein of 365 amino acids. Gene Ontology annotation, molecular function: hydrolase activity, acting on ester bonds. The record is from RefSeq and is a predicted model, not a curated record. The transcript has 5 exons. NCBI's taxonomy places the organism in Eukaryota, Viridiplantae, Streptophyta, Magnoliopsida, Ericales, Balsaminaceae.